Molecule: messenger RNA, 2379 nt
Organism: Girardinichthys multiradiatus
Lineage: Eukaryota; Metazoa; Chordata; Actinopteri; Cyprinodontiformes; Goodeidae
Product: insulinoma-associated protein 2
Exons: 1
Coding region: 67-1848 (593 amino acids)
Biological process (GO): negative regulation of transcription by RNA polymerase II; neuron differentiation; regulation of cell cycle process
Cellular component (GO): nucleus; transcription repressor complex
Molecular function (GO): RNA polymerase II cis-regulatory region sequence-specific DNA binding; DNA-binding transcription repressor activity, RNA polymerase II-specific
Source: RefSeq, a predicted model, not a curated record
AGCUGCACAUCAAAGUCGGUCUCCAGACACGAGCUGUCCUUUCGCAACAUCCUCACCAUCAUCACGAUGCCUAGAGGAUUCUUGGUUAAGAGGAACCGUAGAGGUUCGGCCACGUACCGCACACGAAACGACUGCGUCGGCAAACCUGAAGCGUCCAGCUGUGACCGGAGCGGCAUGCUGGCUGAGAACCAUGGCUCUGUGGGACUCCAACUCCGCCGUCCCGACGGAGACUCUCCCGAACCCCGCGAGGAUCCGGCCAGGGAGUCGUGGAGUCCCCACGUGGAGCCCGCGCUGGAGGCGGAGGCUGACCGGCGCGCGCAGUUACCGGAGACCGAGGAGGAGGUUUUGAGUGUGGACGGUGACUUCUCCUGUUUCUACCCACCUCCACCUCCACAUGAGCAGAGUUUAAACAAGUCGUGCAGUCCAGUAAAACCGGUAGGAACGAGAAUGUUGGAGCAUCACGUGGAGACCGAGCAGCCGGCGUGUUCGCCGGCACCAGACCUACCGGAGCUGCCGUUCCUGGUGAGCGCCGCUCCGGCCUCCGUGUCCGCUUCCAUCGAGAGGCUUCUCGCAAGCGGCAGCAACCGCCUCCACACGCAGCCCUAUGGUCACAAUGACAAGUACGACCAGAAUCUGGCUCAUGUGCACUUGUUCCCAUCACUGACCCUCAUGGGCCAGGAGCACGCAGCCAGAAAGCGCUCGUACCUCGAUCCGGACCACCAAAACAAGCUCAGCACUAAGCAGACCAAGAAACCCAAGGCGAACCGGAGACAGAACUUCGAGGAUGAAGUCACCACGUCGCCGGUUCUGGGUUUGCGCAUCAAGAAAGAGAGUCCGGAGCUGAGGAGGUCUGCUCCCACCGGGACCCAGCCGCUCGGAGAGUUUAUCUGCCAGCUUUGUAAAGAGGAGUACCCCGACCCCUUCUCCCUCGCGCAGCACAAAUGCUCCCGCAUUGUGCGCGUGGAGUACCGCUGCCCCGAGUGCGACAAAGUCUUCAGCUGUCCCGCCAACCUGGCCUCCCACCGGCGCUGGCACAAACCACGCCCGGUGAACAACCAGGGGGUAGAAGGUCACACGAACCGGAGCCAGUCAUUAAAGGAGGCGCGAGACUUUGUUACGCACGAGCGGCAGCCGGUGGACUUGGAGGGAAAGGAGAAUGAGUUGCUGCGCGCGCACACCAAUCAGCACCUGAACAGCUCCCGCGUGCUGGUGCUCCACGGUCGGACCCGAGACAGCCCCGAUUCCUCCUCUACUCACUACCGGAACCCGGACCUGCAACAGCACGUGAGAGCCGCAGACAGCCCUCCGUCCGGACUCCUACUGCUGAACCCCGGCGAGCAGCAGAGACAGCAGCCCGCGCUAAACUUCGUCCGGUCCUUACCGGAGGAGGAAUUGUACGAGUGCCGUUAUUGCGGUAAGAAGUUCCGCCGGCAGGCUUACCUGAAGAAGCACCUGGCCGCACACGAGAUGACUGCGCACGGUUCACAAACCCCAUCGUCCUACAAUCAAGCGCGCGACAGCGGCAGUGUCCAGGGCGGCCAGGUGUACCUGUGUCACCUGUGCGGCGCGCGGUUCCCGUCGGUGGAAAUUCGGGACAAGCACCGCGUGUGGCACGCGAUGAGGGACGAGCUGCUGGCAGAAACGCUGGGGGGAGCGCUCGCAGGGGACGGUUUCCAAGCACACAGAGAGGAAGGUAGCGGCGGGGAGCGCGAGCAGCCACAGAUCUUCACGUGCAAGUACUGUCCGUCCACGUUCUUCAGCUCCCCGGGGCUCACGAGACACAUCAACAAAUCUCACCCCACCGAGAAUCGGCAAGUGAUGCUGCUGCAGAUGACAGUACGGCCAUAAAAACUGAUCAGAGUGACCGAUUACCAAUGACGGGAGCCAAAACUUCAUGUAGAUUUUGUUUAGUCGUGCAUUCAGACUGAACUGUAUCCUUGUGCCUUUCAUUUAAAAUGUAAUUCUGUUUAUUUGGUAACACAGUAAACUUCAUUUAAUUAUAUUCUGUAAUAAAAUGCAACGCAACUCUGAAAGUCGACAUGAAGAGAAUUUGAAAUUGAGACGGAGUCACUGUCCAUGGUGCUGAAACAGCUCUAUUAAACCCGUAUAGUUUGAAUCAACCUGAUUCAAACUCCUUAUGAAAUUUGUGGAAAAAAAAAAAAACGACGGUAAUACGUGUUUUGAUAAUAAAUGUCAGUUCAAUUAUAUUUUUCAUACAGAAACAAAGCAUUUAAUGUAACUACAGACUGCUACAUAAUUCAUGUCAGUAUUGAUUCUGCAGUUAAUGAUACAACUGCAGCUUCUAGAAGCCUGUAGGUCUAUUUUAAUAUGUUCUGUGUUCAAUGUGUGGUACUGUCAAUAAAAAUAUUAAUGAAUACA